Molecule: messenger RNA, 2128 nt
Organism: Amoebophrya sp. A120
Lineage: Eukaryota; Dinophyceae; Syndiniales; Amoebophryaceae
Source: the annotation of a GenBank genome assembly
AUAAAGCUACUCAGCUUCGUCGUCGAACAGGCGAAAAAGUACCUGGAAGUGGUAAUGGAAGCACAUAAAAAUCAUGCGCCAGAGGUGGCCGCUAAGCUGCGGAGGCCCCGUAGCGUCUACUUCGCGAUGAAACCGCUGGUAAGGAAAGCUUGGGGAAACGCCAUGGCAUCGCAAAAGGCAGUAAAGCAAGAAGGAAUAGUGACGAACACGAAGUCGAUCGGGAGUCGGACCUUCCGACAGGCGAUACCAAGCGUGCAAUCCUGGGGAGAGUUUUUCUACGGCCAUGUACUCCCAAGGCUGACGGCAGAGGGAUAUGAUUUGCAACACGCAGAAGAUGAGGAGGUGGAGGGCACUCCGGAUCCAGGUGAUGUGGAUGCUGAUGCACUAGUUGGAGAAGCACGAUAAGCAGCUUCUACAAGCUGUGAGGAGCACGCGUCGGCCGCUGAGAGUCAUGUUGAGGAAGAGGAGGAGGGUCGUCGUGCACGUAGAGCUAGAAGACGAGGAGCGCGCGGGGGAGUCGAUGAUGAUGCAUGUCAUGAUCAAGAUCAUCAGAAGAUGCUGGUCGCUACCAGCUGCGCGACAUCAAGAAGCGAAACGCCGACCCUCUCAACGACGUCGGGAUGGCGAUGGGGAUCUCCCCCAUCAAGAACGACUGGCGACUCAGCGCAGACUGAGGGCGGUGGUCGUGUGCUGUCGGCUGGUGGCGCGGCUGGAGAGCAGGAAGCCAGAUCGACGACUGAGAAGAACGCUGCGAACGGACACAGAGAAAGAGAUGAUCAGGAGGAGCACGGCGCAACCGGACAGGAGACCAUCAACACCACGUACUACAAAGAGCGGCCUGCCGCGAAUCAUGUGGAGGAAGACAAAGACAGGGAAGAUGCACCUAGUAGAGCAACACAUAGAGAACUCGAGUUAGUGGUAGUGCGCGAUGAUCCAGGGCCUGAAGAUGCUGCGCCGGCUGCUGGUGCUCCUGGAGCGUCGUCGUCGAGGAGGCAGCUAUCGCAUCCGAGUCCGGGGCUCGCUGAGCCAAGAAGAGAGGGCAGAGAGCGAAGCCAAGACAUGACGUUGCUGCGUUACGAUGCUUGGCUGGGCCUAAACCCUGAUGAAGACGUUGGCACUUUUCGCGCCUCAAGAGUUUUGCUCUCAACCGUGACACGGCAGAAAGGCAAGCCGAAUUACAUAAAGCUACUCAGCUUCGUCGUCGAACAGGCGAAAAAGUACCUGGAAGUAAUAAAGGAAGCACAUAAAAAUCAUGCGCCUGAGGUCGCCGCUAAGCUGCGGAGGGCCUAUAGCGUCCAUCUCGCGUUGGGGCCGGUGGUAAGUGCUGCUUGGACUGGAGACGCAAACCGGAGGAGUACCGCUGGCAGAGCCUUGGAGACGCAAACUGGAGGAGUACUUGAGCAAAGGCAAACACGACCAUCGAGGAGGAUUGGGUGGAGAACGAACUUCCAACAGUCCACAGGCGUGCGAUCCUGGGGAGCUUUUUUCUACGAGCAUGCGGUCCCAGAGCUGAGGAGGGAAGGAUAUUAUUUGCAGGAGACAGAACGGCCAGCCGCGCCAAAAAUACACGCAGAUGAAGCUGGUGAGGAGGUGGAGGGUGGUCUGGAUCCAGAUGUGCUGGUGGGUACUGAUGUACUAGUUGCUGGAGGAGCCGGAGAGGAGCAGGAGACCAUCAACACCCAGUCCACUGAGAGGACACGAAGAGCAGGGAGCAGAGAGAAACGCUUCGCGUCUGAUCGAGCCAAACGGUUCGCGUCUGAUCGAGCGCGGUAUCAGAGUGCACAACUCCCCCUCCCCCUCAUUUGUGUUGCAUGAACGGCAAUACAAGCGUCAGCAAGAAUACAGGUUUUGCAUGACAAAGUUGGACAGGAGUGUAGUGCUAUUUGGGCUGCGAGAACUUGUCAUGCUAACAGUGCCCAGAGGCAAGGUGUAAAUUAGACAUUUUGCAUCACAAAUGAGGGGGAGGGGGAGUUGUGCACUCUCAUGAUACGCGGCCGCAAAGUGGCACGGACGCGCGGCCGCGGCGGCACGAUCAGCCGGGACCACUUUUGCAAACGCAACAGUACCAGUAGAGGUAGACGUGAAAAACACAGAAGUUAAUGAUCCCGACGCAUUUAUCUUUAAGUAA